AUGUCACAUACAAGAAAACUUAAAUAUCACGAGGAAAAACUUUUAAAAAAGACCAAUUUUAAACAUUAUAGAAGAGAAAAUCAAAAAGAUGUUGAAAAUAUUGGUAGAUUUGGAUUAAAAGGUAAAGAAGAAUAUGCAGAAUAUACAAAAUUAGUAGCACAAUAUAAACAUGUUUUAAAGGAGAUCUCUGAUCUCAGUGAUCAAGAUCCAGUAAAACAAAAACUUUUAAGUGAUUUAUCAGAAAAGUUAUAUAAUAUGGGUGUAAUCGAUUUAAAACAACCAUCUGAAUUAGUUAAAGUUAAUGCAUCUUCAUUCUGUAGAAGAAGAGCUGUUGUAAUGUUAGUUAAAAAGAAAUUUGCUGAACAUUUAACACAAGCUUUUGGUUUAUUAUCACAUGGUCAUGUAAGAAUUGGACCAGAAACAAUACAAGAUCCAGCAUUAAUUAUUACAAGAAAAUCAGAAGAUCUUUUAACAUGGGUAGAUAAUUCAACAAUGAAGAAGAAAGUUCAAGAAUACAAUGAGUAUAUUGGAUGA
Dictyostelium discoideum AX4 is the source of this 534-nucleotide messenger RNA. RefSeq names its product U3 small nucleolar ribonucleoprotein protein (gene imp3). Gene Ontology annotation, molecular function: rRNA binding. The transcript is spliced from 2 exons. The record is from RefSeq and is a predicted model, not a curated record. NCBI's taxonomy places the organism in Eukaryota, Evosea, Eumycetozoa, Dictyosteliales, Dictyosteliaceae. The coding region runs from base 1 to 534 and encodes 177 amino acids.